Cloeon dipterum is the source of this 2012-nucleotide messenger RNA. Its product is annotated as SH2 domain-containing protein 4A-like. The transcript is spliced from 9 exons. Bases 312 to 1700 code for a protein of 462 amino acids. Gene Ontology annotation, cellular component: cytoplasm. The record is from RefSeq and is a predicted model, not a curated record. Lineage: Eukaryota; Metazoa; Arthropoda; Insecta; Ephemeroptera; Baetidae.
AUGAUAGUCAGUCUUCGACGCCGUUUGAGAGUAUUUCGCCGCUCGGGCGGAAUGUCAUUUUAAAUUCCAAAGCGGCGCACAGUGUAGAAGCCUGUUCAAGAGGUGCACGAGUGAGUGUAUCUAAGAUUUUCCAACCCGGAUUUUACGUCGGAGCAAACAGGUGUACAUAAAUCGUCUCGAAAAACGACCUUGUGCGCCUCUUACGCGUGCAAUAGCAAGGUCCUUUGGUGGAUGGACUCACAAGGAAAAUAAUUAUUGUGUUUCGCGCCGCUGUUGUGUCCGCCGAUCGACUCAAAGAUCGUACUGCGACGAUGUUGCAGCAAAUUUUGAAGGACUUGUGGGUGGACCCGGAGCUGCUGGCGAGGCUGGACGAUGACCAAAAGCAGCAACUCUUCUGCAGAAUGCGCGAGGAACAGGUGCGCCGAUGGAAGGUGUGGGAUGAGGAGCAGAACAAGCUCGAAAAGGAUGGAAACUCGCUACAGAAGCCGGUGAAAAAUCUAAAAAAAGAAAAGAAGAAGGUCCAAUUUAAAACUGGCAAUGAUGGCGAGCCUUGGGUGUGGGUGAUGGGUGAGCACGAGAAUGAUAAGAGCAUUGAGCAAAUCCUCGAGGAGGAGGCGCGUGAAAAAGCCAUUCUGCAGGCCAAGAAAGAGGCGGAAGAGCUGAGGAAAACCUUAGAGACUGAACUGCUGAUUGACGAGCAGUCGUGGAAAACAGAAAGCAAAAUCGUCAGCAGGCCAAAGACGGAUGCGCUGGACAUUUACAACUCGGCCGAGGAGAUCAAGGAGUCGCUGAAUUUCAAAAAGUCGCCCAACAACAACAUGAGCCACACCAAGCACAUCAUCACCCACUUCCAGCCUGAGAAGGGCCGGGAGAUUCUUCAGGAGCUGAAAGUCAACAAUAAGCAAGGGGUGGCUCAGCGAGUUGCUCAGUGGGAGAACAGGCUGAUGGAGGAGAGAUCAACUCAGAUUUUCCAAACGCUGCAGAAGCAAAAACAGGAGUUAAAGCAGGAGGCCGAGCAAGUGAACGAAAAGCAGGAGGAGCUGUGGAGAGAGCAGGAGAGGAAAGCCAAAGAGGCCGAGCAUCAAAUCCGAGAAAUCGCUCGCAGAGCUAGAGAAGAGCACAAGAGGACGUCGAUGCUGAUGGACUCGACUCCUCCACCCUCCCCAGAGAGGAAGCUGCCCCCGGCAAUCACCGCGCCGAAACCAAUUUUGGACGCCAACACGAAUAACUACUCAACUCCGAGCACCGCGGAGAACAGCAUUGAUCUCAGGCCGCCCAACAAGGAAGCCAUCUACGAGUGGUUCCACAAAUCAGAGCUGCAGCGCAAGGCUGGACUCGACCCAAGCACAAGCAAGCUGGCCGCUUGGUUCCACGGACUGAUUACUCGCCAAGACGCCGAGGCGCUUCUGAAACACGAACCGAUCGGCUCUUUCAUCGUCCGGGUGUCGGAGAAAAUCUGGGGCUACGCCAUCAGCUUGAAGGAGGAGGACCGGUGCAAACACUACCUGGUUGACGCUUCCAACGGCCACUACCAAUUUCCAGGCGCCAACCAACUGGAGCACAAAACUCUGGGCGACCUCGUGUCAUACCACAGCUGGGAGCCAAUCACAGUGAACGGAAAUGAAAUUCUCAGGAAGCCCUGCCCGUGGCUGAAGGUGCCCGAAAUCUUCUCUAACGCUCUGCCCUCGCAGAAGUCUUAAUCGAGUCUGCUGAUCAAUGUGUACCACAUAGAUUAUAAUUGUUAAGUGCUCGUUGCAAGUCUAAGGUUAAGAGGAAUGAUUAAGCAUUGGCAUUUUCUGUCAACUGGAUGUCGAGGGUGGUGCUAAGCCCGGCUCCAGUACCAAAGUGAAACACUGAUUGCUCACAAAAAUGUCUUUGAAACGUGAAACCGAUUGCUUAGUGUGUGAUAUGUAAAUGUAAUAUUUCCAGAACAAUAAUUAUUCUUGUAUCAAGUCUACUGUGAAAUAAGAAAAUAUGAUUUAAAAUAAAUUAUUUUAUUAACGCAACCCUAA